AUGGCAGAACACAUUGAUACUAAUCGACUUCAUUUGGAUCUUCAUUAUCGUUUUGAUUAUUUAUCGAAAUUUCUUAAUUUUACAUCGGAUGAUAUAGCUAUGCUUAAUACAUUUGCACCUAUUGUUUUUCCUCUUAUACCAGUUAUAUCUGAUACUGUUUAUAGAAAAUUAUUUUCAUUUGAUAUAACAAAACAAUAUUUUCUUAUACGUAAUGAAGGUUUUGAAGGUUUUACAUCUAAAAAACAAUGUGGUGUUACAUUAGAUUCAGCUCAAAUGGAACUUCGAAAAGAUAUGUUAAGUAUGUAUUUAAAACGUAUAUUAACACAACGUGAUUGGAAUGAUACAUUUCUUCAAUAUUUAUCACAAAUUGGAAAAAUGCAUACAAAUCAAGCUGGUUCAUCUUCGAUUAAUGUUGAUUAUAUACAUAUAAAUGCUUUACUUGGACAUUUAGAACAUUUACUUAUUGAUGUUUUAUGUAAUACUGAUACUAUAGAUGAAAAAACAAAACGUGGAAUAUUAAUGGCAAUUAAUAAAUUUUUUUGGAUACAAAAUGAUUUUUUUACAAUGCAUUAUUUAAUGGCAGUAAAAGAUAAUAUAAUACCAAAAAAAUCAUCAGAAACAAAUAAAACAACAAAAUGUUGUUGGAUAUAG
Messenger RNA from Rotaria sp. Silwood1, 651 nucleotides. NCBI's taxonomy places the organism in Eukaryota, Metazoa, Rotifera, Eurotatoria, Philodinida, Philodinidae. The record is from the annotation of a GenBank genome assembly.